Pocillopora verrucosa is the source of this 3793-nucleotide messenger RNA. RefSeq names its product BTB/POZ domain-containing protein 8. Lineage: Eukaryota; Metazoa; Cnidaria; Anthozoa; Scleractinia; Pocilloporidae. The record is from RefSeq and is a predicted model, not a curated record. Gene Ontology annotation, molecular function: protein binding.
GUCGCCUUCCUUCGCCAUAUUGCUGAAUCAGCUAUGUCGACUGCCUGUAAACGAUGAACGCUGUGUCGUUUUUGAAGAGCAAGGCUUUUAAGGAAAGAGAAGAAAAUGCAAGAGAAAAGCUACGUCAAGCCGUUAAGCGAGAUCUGAUCGCAGAUCUAUCCAGGUUGUUUGGAGAUGCAUCCUUCAGUGAUGUCACAUUUAUGAUAAAUAAUGUUGAAUUUCAAGCCCAUACAGUUGUUCUCAGAGCAAGAGCUCCAAAUUUCUGUCAACAUUUUCUUCCAAGAUAUGCCUCCGCAGGUUCUGUCCAAACAUGCAUUCAAAUAAAUGGAAUAGAGGCCAUUGAGUUUGAGAAAUUUCUAAGGUCUGCUUAUACAGAAGAUGAUUUUAAAGACUACGAUGGAUCAAGCUUCCCUUGGGAAAAAGAGACUAUACCAAGCUUAGUAGAUGGGAUUGAUCAUGUUGUGGAUGGUACAUGUAAAGAAGACAGUUUCAAUAAAAGAUUUGAAAAUGAUAUAGACCAUCUUCAAAACAAUAUCCAGCCAGAGGUUUGGGCAGGGAAAGAUGGUAUUGAAGGAUUACAAGCGAAGCCAGAGGAAUUUGAUGGUAAUGAUGCUACUUGUACUCAGUCGUAUUGCGACAUGGAUGGUAAUGGGUCAGGAACUGUUGGUGAUGGCAUUGUAGAGGGAACUUCUAAAGGAGAAGAAACUAGUGGACCUAGAGAUAAUGAUUGUCAUUCUGACUCCAAACUACCACAAGCAAGUUGUAUGGAGGAUACAUUGAGUUUUGAGGAAAGACUUGAUUCUCGUCCAGAGUUCUGUGAUCAUUUUGCUGUUAGCCUUGGUAACAUACAAGAGACUUACCUAUCAGAUGUAAACCAACAACAACAUGAUUUGGAGGAAAAUCAGCAUAGUAGUGAUUUAGUUGAUGGCCCUGGUAAUGUGAUUGAUGAGGAAAAUGUUGAAUCAGACUGCAAUGCAGAUGGAAUUGGAAGUGAUUCACAUACAACACACUCAAGCUGUCUCUUGAAUAAACAGGUUGCUGAAAUCAAGACAACAAAUGAAUUGACGGAUGAAUUAACUUCAACAGAUGGUAGAAUUUUGGAGAAUAGUUUCAAAACCAAACUAGAUAUUGGUCCACCAGGGGAUGACUCAUUAGGAGAUGAAUUAAAGAGUUGCUGUUGUACUCUUGGUCAAGAAUUACUUCAGUUGUUAAUAAGUGAAGUUGGAUCUGAUGUUGUCUUUAUUGUCAAUGGAGACAAAAUCAAAGCCCACAAAGCCAUUUUGUGUGCACGCUCAAAUUACUUUUCAGCCAUGCUUUAUGGUGACUGGAUUGAAGGAAAAACUAAAGAGAUUCCUCUUAUAGGUGUGAAUUAUAACGGUUUCAUGGCCGUCCUGAAGUAUAUUUAUGGAGGAACAGCUCACGUGAAGGGUGAUUUUGCACUCAUAUGUGAUGCACUUCCUCUUGUAGACAUGUAUGGGCUGGAAGGACUCAGAGAAAUCAUUAAUUGUACAUUGAAAAUUGACAAGUGUCAUAUGUUUCAUAAGCCCUGUGCAGAAUGUCUGACUGGUAUUCCUGAGUGCUUGGAAGUAUCAGAGUUGUUUAGUCUUACUGAUCUCAAGAAAUCUUGCAUCAAAUGGAUGGCAAAACACUUUGAUCGCACUUUGGGUACCAAAGGAUUCGCUUCCCUUCCUAAGCUGCUUCAGGAAGAAAUUCUGGCUGAAAUUCAGAGGAGCUUUGUCGUAGCAUCAGCCAUAGAAGUCUUGAAUCACUGUGACAAACUUUCUUCAUGUACACCACUGGUCAAGUGGACUGAGCCUGUUCACUUGGCUGUUUCUGCUGUCCAAGAAUCUUGUCUGUUGUUUAUUACUCAAAACUUUUUUCGUUUAAUUGAUCAAAGGAGCUUUCAUGAAAUCCUGAAGGGGGUAGGUUGGUCAGUGCCUGUCUUAGAAAAAAUUCUAUCUGCGAUUAAAAAGAACCUGACCAUUGAAAAUUGCUGCGACCUCCUAAGGGCCCUUCUCAAGCUACAAAGGAUCCUUAAAGUGAAGGCACAGGAGAAUGAUGAGGAAUGCUAUUCGGAGGAAGUAACUGAUCUUGUGGUCAAUUUACACAAAGACUGUGUCAAGGUUAUCAGAUGCAACCUUUUUAAAGUAACCCGAUCGGAAGGAUGGAAAAAAUUAAAGCUUUCUACUCAACGCGAGGUAAAGGAAGGUGCGUUGUUUAGUGGUCUGUCUGAUUCAGGUGAAAAUUCCAACGGAAAGAGGAGAAGUGUGCCAAGUUCUCUUCAAGCGUCCGCCAGGCCAUCAACUAUGAGAUCUUUUCAACGAGCUGAAACUGAAUCUCGUACGACAGGACGAGGGAGAGGGAACUCUGCUUCUGACAGGAGCUCUCAGCAAAGUAGGCCCACGUCGGGUAGGAGCUCCCGAAAUAGUAUCGGACUUGCACCUACGAACAUGCGGCCUUCCUCAGGACGGCCCUCGACUGAUGGGAGCGGUGUCAGGUCAGUCCGUGGAAAAAUAUCUUCAGCGACAAGCAGUGAUUCUGGAAAAAGACCCUCCUCAUCUCAGGCUUCAAUGCCGUCGAGAAGCUCGAGAGCGUCUUCUUCGUUGUCAAGGAGCUCUGAUAGAAACUCUCUACCUAAUUCACGAUCUUAUCAAAAUUCCUCAGCAUCAGGGCAUAGGGAAACAUCAAAAACCUCUUCUCAAAGCUCUCAUCAACACACUGUAACAUCUAGUAAUGGCACAAGGUCUUUAUGGACUCAAAGUAGCUCUAAUGCGAGGCCCUCGUCGGCUCCAAGUUCAUCUGGCGCCAUAAGAAAGGUCCCGUUAGUUUCCAGGCCGCCAGUACCAAAAGGUACCAACCGAGAUAUUAACAAUACCUCGUCAAAGCGAAUCGUUAGAGACAAGCUCUUUUCUGUACAGGGUUGUGGCGCACAAGCUAAAAAGGGGCCGUCGGUCUCAAAUUCACGCGUUUGUCGUCAGCAAGUUUCAGAAAACGUCAAGGCAACUACUAAUUCGUUUAAGGCGAAUAAACCGUCUAAGGUCAAAGGAACAAGUUCACAAGAGAAUCUUAAACAGGACUUGAAAAAUGGACCAGAAGCUAGUAAUGAACCGGGACUGAGAGAACAUGUCCAUUCAAAAGAUGAUGACGUUGGUAGAACGAGAAAAAUGGAGGAAGUCUCAGACAACAUAAAAAAAAAUGAUAUUUCACUCGAGGAGUUAAAAGAUGGUGUCCAGUCAAUCAGCUCCGAGGAGCAGAAGCAGUCUAAUACGUCGUCGACUCUAACGAGAGGGGAGGAAGGUUCAUUACCCUUAAAUGAAACAGCUGACGAGAAUGUUUCCCGGUCACUCGAUGAUGACUCUGUGGAGAACGCUGAGGUCAAUGAUUCGCUUGAACUUGACUAAGUUUGUACUUAAUUAAUUGUAAAUUUUGGUCAGUCUCCUAGUGUGUCAUCCCUCAAAGGAAGCUAAAUCGUGCAGGGAAAAGCAACAUUAGCAGAAACAGAUGUGCCUUAGAUGCAGCGGUGGUGAAGGGAGGGGGUGGCACCAGUCUAGCUCUGUGAAUGAGGCAAGCUGUAAAUUAACCGAAAGUCGCCUCUUAUACCCUUCAGGCAUGGCAUGGGGAAGAUGGGUAAAUAACCGUCUAGUGUGAAAACAUAAAAUAAUUUAUAAUAAUUAAAUAGAAAAGCCAGGAAAUUUAUUGGUUAUAACCAGAUUUCUGUGCGCCAUUUUGUUUGUCACUAUCACAACAAACACGGAUUUUUUUUAUUGCAAAGUUACCAAGGCCAUGCGGUCUU